GUGGUGUACCCCUGGAUGAAGAAGAUCCAUGUCAGCGCCGUCAACCCCAGUUAUAACGGAGGGGAGCCCAAGCGCUCUCGAACCGCAUACACCCGACAGCAGGUCUUGGAGCUGGAGAAGGAGUUCCACUUUAACCGCUACCUGACCCGGCGGCGCCGCAUCGAGAUCGCCCACACGCUCUGCUUGUCCGAGCGCCAGGUCAAGAUCUGGUUUCAGAACCGGAGGAUGAAGUGGAAGAAAGAUCACAAAUUGCCCAACACUAGAUGCGAUCCUCCAACUCGGCCUCGGCCUCAGCAGGCCCGCCAGGGAAAGCACAAACCCAGAGCCCGCACCUGCAUCCCCACCCCCACCAGGGUGCCUCCACACCCAUUCCUUCCUCCAUAUAAUCUUCUAGAGAUCUAGACCAGUUUCAUUCCCUCACCUGCUUUUCCCCCUCUUCUCCCCUUUUCCCCAUACUCCUACCUGUCUGGACCAUAACAGACCCCAAAACAAAACCCAACUUGGUGAAAAGGAUAAUAAAAAAGAAGACAUUAUCCCGAUAAGAAUGGGUGCUGGUUGACACCUAAGAGAGGACAAUAGCCAGGAUGCUGGCUGGUGGAACAACCUGCUGGCCUGAAAAGGCAGCCAGGUUUGGGUACCUGAGAAGGACCACUUGGCAACAAAUACUUUUGAGAUGGCUAAAGUCAGCUGGACAGCCCAUGCUGACUGGGGACAUAUACAUGUAUAUUUGUGGCAAGCAGAAGAAAACAGACCCUUUUCCCAUCUUCCCUACCUCCCCCUUCCACAUUAAGGCAGCUCAUACAAGCUUGUAUUGAACUGAAUAAAUGAGUAGACAUUGUGGACCUCACAAGAUUAUUUAAUUCUCAAAAUGUAUAGACCUUGAUGGUAGAUGUGACACAUGUUAGUUUCCUUUCCUUGCAUUUAUUUAAAAUAUUGUUGUAGAGUUGUUGUUGUCUUAUUCUGAGGCACAAUCUCGGGGGAGAGGGGAGUGCAUUUAGACCCAUGUGCAACUGUACAAAUUGUGGUGUGGCUAUAUAAAAAAGCCAUGUGCUAAAAAUAAACUCUGUUUAAAAAACCA
Ailuropoda melanoleuca (giant panda) is the source of this 1078-nucleotide messenger RNA. RefSeq names its product homeobox A4 (gene HOXA4). Gene Ontology annotation, biological process: anterior/posterior pattern specification; positive regulation of transcription by RNA polymerase II; embryonic skeletal system morphogenesis. The record is from RefSeq and is a predicted model, not a curated record. Gene Ontology annotation, cellular component: nucleoplasm. Gene Ontology annotation, molecular function: DNA-binding transcription factor activity, RNA polymerase II-specific; RNA polymerase II cis-regulatory region sequence-specific DNA binding. NCBI's taxonomy places the organism in Eukaryota, Metazoa, Chordata, Mammalia, Carnivora, Ursidae.